Molecule: messenger RNA, 2498 nt
Organism: Pseudocercospora fijiensis CIRAD86
Lineage: Eukaryota; Fungi; Ascomycota; Dothideomycetes; Mycosphaerellales; Mycosphaerellaceae
Exons: 2
Coding region: 1-2367 (788 amino acids)
Molecular function (GO): crossover junction DNA endonuclease activity; 5'-flap endonuclease activity
Source: RefSeq, a predicted model, not a curated record
AUGGGCAUUCAUGGCAUCUUCAAGGAAAUCGGCCAAGGCCAGCGCAUCUCCCUCGCCAAGCUCUCCUCCGACCACUUCGCCGCCCACGACCGACCAUUCCGCCUUGCGAUCGAUAUCUCCAUAUGGCUAUUUCAGAUUCAGGCUGGCAAGGGCGGGUCCAACCCAGCAUUACGCACAUUCUACUACCGAUUAUUGAGGCUUCUGACCCUCAACAUACACCCGCUAUUCGUCUUCGAUGGCCCGAACAAGCCCCUCUUCAAGCGCAACAAAAAGGUCGGAGGUCCUGGAGUGCGCGUCGCAAGCGUGCCGGAGUUUCUGGCCAAACAGCUGUUGAAGCAGUUUGCUUUUCCAUGGCAUGUUGCGCCGGGCGAGGCCGAAGCAGAAUGCGCACUCCUUCAGCGAGAAGGCAUCGUGGAUGCGGUGCUGAGUGAGGAUGUGGACACUUUAAUGUUUGGAUCUGGGACGACGUUGCGAAACUGGACGGCCGAGAGCACGAACAAGACUCCGACACAUGUCAACGUAUACAGGGCCGCAGAGACGAAGGAGAAGAGCGGCUUGGAUCGCGAAGGCAUGAUUUUGGUUGCGCUCAUGAGCGGAGGAGACUACAUCACCGAAGGCAUACCUGGCUGCGGGCCAAGAGUUGGAUGCGAUGCCGCAAGGGCUGGAUUUGGGAGAGAGCUGGUGAAUCUGGCGAAAAGACGAGACAUGUCGGGAUUGAAGGCUUGGAGAGAGCGACUGCAACACGAGAUCCAGACAAACGAGUCCAAACACUUCUCGCGAAAGAACAACACUCUGAAAAUACCAGACGACUUUCCUAACAGAGAAGUCCUUGGAUACUAUACAGACCCUUGCACGUCGACUCCCGAGAAGUUGAUGCGCUUACGAGCAGAUCUGAAGUGGGACCAGGAGAUCGACUUCCCAGCUCUGCGCUCUUUCGCCGGAGAUGCCUUUGACUGGAGAUGUCUUGGAGGCGCAAAGAAGUUCGUCAGAAACUUGGCACCGGCGAUGCUUGUGCGUGAGUUGAGAUUACUUGGCGACAAGGGCCAGCUCGACACACAUGCGCAAGCAGAGCGGGAGCAAACCCAUGUGCUUGCCAUUCAUGGGAAGCGGAACCACAGCAGCACAGAUGCUGAACUGGAAUACCGAAUCACGUUUGUCCCUCAGAACUUCGUACCCAUUGACCUGAGCCUGGAGGAUGAAGAUGACGACUUCCUCCCAGCAGGUGGCGUUGAAGAGCAAAGUGAGGCAGACGACGAGUGGGCGCAGAUACCUUCAAGCACAGCGCUCGAAGACGAAGAGCCAGCAUCUCCCACCAAGAAGCGGAACUUCAAGCCAUAUCAUCCAGGCCAGCCUGAGAAGAUAUGGCUGAUGCGGAAUUUCUUGCAAGUGGGAUGUCCUUUGCUUGUGGAAGAUUACGAGGCGAGCCUUCGCGAUCCCAAACCGCUGUGCAAGCAAAGACGGCAGGCUCGAGCGAAUGAUGCGAAGGCUGAUAAUAUGCACGCCAAGAAGACGAGCAAGGGGAAGAAGAAAGCAGCUGACAUGCCUGAAAACGCAAUUCAUUCAUACACUCGCGUGAUGAAGUCGUCCCAGCAUGGGCCAGACAGCGAUAUUGCAAGCAGUCAGGAUAGCCGACAACCUCUCAAGGAUGUGUCGGAAAUUAUAGAUCUGUUAUCGUCAUCGCCCGCCAAGCCGGUUGAUCCUCCGCGACCGUCAAUGCCGACGCCUCCAAGAUUGAGAGGAGGCUUCAUUCGAGAUGAUCACGAGCUACCGAGAUUACCAGAUUCGGUGACCAGACGAAGAAAGCCUCUCAAGAGAGCAAAAACAGCGCCAGUCACUGGAGACGAUGACGACCUUACGAUUACGAUAAACCCAGCAAUAGAACGACCGGCAACAUCAAGUCAAAUCGACGCAAUCACUCUCGCCAGCACUCCUCAGCCACCAAAACGACCAUCCGAGCCCAGCAUCAAUAUCCAGCCAGAGACAGAAAAGCCACAGCAACCCAAAUCAAGACCCAAACCCUCCUCUCGCCCCACAUCAUCAUCCUCCUCCUCAUCAACCACCCUCCGCCGCUCCCCGCGCCCCUCCAACACCACCCAGUCAUCUCUCAAAAUCUCUGCUCAAGUCACCAAGAAACGCAUCAUCCCCCGCGACUCCCUUCCAGGUUCCUGGAAAGAAAUCGAAAUCGACGAAAUCGAUCUUUCGGGCGAUGGAAGUGGUUGGGCGCAAAGUGGUGGGAAAGCUAGACUUGUGAGCAGUAUGACGACGACGGAAAAUUUAAAGGUGAAGGGAAAGGGACAGGGACAGGGACAGGGAAAAGGGUGGAGGAAAAGUGGGAUUGAGGUUUUGGAUUUGACUGGGGCGGAUUGAUUUGGGCGUUGUUUGGGGUUUAGUGAAGGUGGAUUGGGAUAGAGAUACUACCUAUCUUGCUCUUGAGAUAAUGAUUGUGAAUGACAGAGCGAGCGGUGAGGGGAUUUUCCUCUGGAGCUUGUUACCCACUA